AUGUCGUCCAUAGCCUUACUGAAGGCCGUCACGUCAGGACGUUCUCGACAAGUUCGUCUCUUGCUGGAUUCAGGUUCGUGUAAUGUGGAUUUUGCAGACGAGUGCGGACAGACACCGCUUAUCAGGGCGAUAUUUAUUGACAUGGAAUCAAGUCGGGAUACGAUUAUCCGUAUAUUGUUAAAACAUGGCGCCACGGUCGGUAAAACUGAUGUUGUAGGACGGGACGCACUCGCGUGGGCAUGUCUGUACGGACGUGAUGCCAACGUUGAACAACUCCUUGAUCACACUGAAGGUGAACUGGAUUUAAACAGACCGGAUGUCAACGGACAGACGCCACUCUUUCACGCGGUCACUUCCGGAAAUGCGUCCACAGUUAAGUCGAUGGUAGAGGCGCUGUUGAAAUACGGGCUUUCCGUCGACGUACAAGAUUUCUUUGGUACGUCGCCCCUUAUGCUCGCCAUGCGGCUCAACCACGACGUCUGUGCGAGUAUUUUAAUCCGAAACGGCAAGGCCAAGGUUGGACUCGGGGUGAAAUAUCCGAAUGAUUUCAACAGAGCGGAAAAAUGGGCAGUUCAAACUAUGAGAAACAGACAGAAAACGAAUAGGUCAAAUUUCUCGCCCAGAGUUUAUCCCUCAGAAAGACCCCAAAUGCCACGUCAUGGCCAGAGGAACAGUUUGGUCAAUGGUCAGGUUGCCAAGCUACAACUUCCGCCAAACUCCGACUCGGAGUCGGAUUUAUCAGAAAGCGAAGAUUCAGAGGUCCUUUCUAUAUACACUUCCGGUCCGGAGACAGACGAUAUGUUCAAAUAUUGUAUGAAGUUUGCUCCAAAGAUAUCCAUUCCCCCGUCUAUACUGGCUGUCAGCCCUUCAUCAAGCACUGUCGCCAAUGCUUCUAGUAGUGACGAAGUCGACACUUAUUCUACUCCGUAUAGUGACCCUAAACUGGAUCAGAAUAAGAACUGUCUAGGUCAACUUUAUGGAUUAGUUCAGGACCAAAUGGCAACAUCCUACCGACCGACGGCGAAACCAUUAUCGUCGUCCCCAUCUCCUUCUCUGAACCAGCUGGAGUCUGAGCGGAGUGAAGUCAGCAACAGGUCCACGAGAGGAGUAAGAAAAGGAACCGACAAAAUGCAGAGAUCAAAUAACAUGACUUUAAAACAUCAGACCAUCGGGAUGUCAUUUGAAGUGACACCGCGAGGAACGCCAUUAUCAGAUUCAAGAAACUUCCCCUCCCCAAUACAGAGAGGAACCACAUUUCCCCUUCUUUCGGACAGACGGACAGAUCUUGUGAACUGCAGAGAUAAAAACAUGGAGAGAAAUUUCCGAACUGGUCACAAUAAUUACUCUCUCAUGUGAUAGCAGCAUUCUUCAUCCUUUCGCCCACGGUUUUCGUUUUCUUUUACUUACGCCCAAUGAGA
This is a messenger RNA of Ylistrum balloti, 1418 nucleotides long. RefSeq lists its product as uncharacterized. Bases 1 to 1356 code for a protein of 451 amino acids. Lineage: Eukaryota; Metazoa; Mollusca; Bivalvia; Pectinida; Pectinidae. The transcript is spliced from 2 exons. The record is from RefSeq and is a predicted model, not a curated record. Gene Ontology annotation, molecular function: protein binding.